UCUACCCUGGUCACUUGGUAUCAGUAAUGUUACACUGACGAGACAAUAGCCGCUGCAGGAAGUACUGUACAGAACAGGAACUCUCCCAAUGCUAACAUGUGACUCCGUAUUGUGUCUUAUUUUGUCUUAUUAUAUCUAAUAUAUUGGGUAAUACGAGUGUCAAGGUACCUAUAGGGCUCUAAUAAUGUUAAAACUUGUAUUUAGAAGGUUAUACACAUGUUUCCUUUGCUCUAAGUGCGAAAAUAAUUCAUUUAUAAAUAAGAAAUCACGGUCGGGUCUGGAACCAAUUAACCUUGAUAAACGACGGAGUGCUUAGCACACACACACACACACAAACAAAAAAACAACAUUGUUUUAUUGCAAACACUUGAGUAGAUGGUAGCGGUUAAUUUAGUUUUGGCAUCGUUGUUGCGUUCAGGUGAAACUUUUCCCAGCACAACGCGUACAUACAUUAAACGCAGUAUUUGUGUACCUUCCUGUUUGCUUUUCUUGAAGCAUUGUUUGGAUAGGUUGAGAGGAACUAAUAGCACACCAGCUCACGCACUGACGCUGUAAUCUAAAGUCGUUUCCACCCACCCCGCCCCUCACUCUCCUCUUUGGCUUUUUUACGCCAUCUGACUGAAAAGUUUGUUUUUCCUGAAGUGAACGAUUUAACUCUCGAUGCUCUCUAUCCACUCACUUGUCACUUUUGUCAAACGCCGGCGUUCCCUCGCUGCUCGGCACCAACGUGCAGACGCGCUUGAUCAAAUCUUUGGUGAUUCAGAAGAUGCCGAAGCCUGCAUCCAAACACAGCACGCGGGGUCUGAUGUGGCCUUCGGGUGCAGGCAGGAUACUUUGCAGAAUGAAAAGGCCACAAGUCACGCGCGUGAAGGCAGCGCGAGGCUGGCACACUUGCAGCGUGAGAUCCCCCGCCUGCAGAGCAUCCACAACGACAACAUGAAAGAGCUCACCGAAAAAGACCUCAACAUCACCGAACUGCAAGCAAGCAUUUUGCGGCUGCAACAAGAGGGCGUCGACACCCGUGCUCAGCUAAAAGCACGAGAAGCGCGCGUAGCGCACCUGCAACAGGACGCGGCUGCUUCACGAGACACGCGGGACUCUCUGAGGAGGACGUCGGCGCUGAAGGAGAAACGCACACACCAGCUGCUUGAAGACGAUGCCCACCUUAAAGCACGGCUGGACACACUGCAGAGCCAAACGAGCGGGUGCGUGGCGAGCGACGUGAGCGCGGCUCUGGGUCGGGCCAGUGUCAGUCUGGAUGCGGAGAGGCGGUCCAGGCAGCAGAUCCAGGAACAGUCUGAUCACGCCAGCAAAGAGGUGGAGCGUCUGCAGCGGGAACUCACUCGUGUGCGUCGCAAUGCCGAGAAGAAGAUUGAAAAAAGGGAGAUAAGGAUUUGUGCUCUUGUUAAGGAGGGGAAGAAGACGCAGGCUGACUAUCAGGAAAAGCUGCUGACCCUGGAGAAGUCUUUGGAGAAGUUAUGUGAGGAGAGGGACGAUCUGAGAGCCAAGAUGGAGGGCACCAGCAGGAAGUGCGUCCAUCUCAAUCUCACCAGAGACAAACCGGAGGCCGACUCGGCUGUGAGCCGCGAGAAACCGCGGUCUUGUCACUCGGAGGUGCAGAGCAGAGAUCAGCUAAUUGUUCGACUGAGGUCGGAAAUGAAGUCGAUAGAGAGGAAGCAUCACGAGGCGCAGCAACAGUUUGCAGCAUCAGAGGAGAAGCUACAAGAGCAGCAAAUGGAGCUGGAGCGCCUCCGUCAGCAGCUCAAAGGAGCCCGGGAGGAAUUAAAAGAGGCCCGUGCACAAGCAGAGGAGCCGAAAGAAAGGGCUGCCAUUUUUAAACGCAAGUACACCGCCGCAAUGGAGAAGGUGCACAAGGUGCAGGGGCAGGUGGACCAUCUGGAGGAGGAGCUACGAUAUUCCCAGCAACAGCUGAAGGAGUCCCGACUCGCAUCUCGAUCAUUGGAAGGAGAGCUGUCUGAGCUGAAGCGCCACCACCGGCAAAAGGUCGGCCAAUGGGAGAGCUCGCAGGAGGCGCUCGACCAGUUGACGGACGAACUCCAGGUCAGCCAUAACCUACUGACCGAGAGCCAGCAGAAGGUGGACUACUUCAGGAGCCUUGUGUGUGGCCUGCAGGGGCAAGUGGACGCCAUCGAGCAGCAGAAAGUGGCGUCGGAGUGUGACCUGCGACUUUAUCAGCAGAGUCACUCUCACGCCGACGAGGACUUCCUCAGCCUGCAAAGUCACGAGGAGAAGCUGCAGAAGAGCUGCAGUGAGCAGGUGAAGCGCCUUGUGGAGUGUGAAAAGGUUAUUCUACAGAUGAAAUCAGAGCUGGAGAGACAACGCCGGGAGCAGGCGAGUCUGAAGCGGAGUCUUGUCGCAUCCUGCCGCACGCACCUUAACAGGCGCAGACAGCUGGAACAGGAAGUGGAGCGGCGGAAAGAGGAAGUUGCACGCUUGCGGCUUGAGCUCGCUGACAGCCAGAAGGUGCACAUCACUCUCCUGCGGCAGUCAGAGGAGGAGCUCCAGGGAGCCAGGCAGGAAGUGGCGAGGAGGAGCGGGGAGGUGCACGCUCACAGGGACCAAGUGCAGCGACUGGAGGAGGAAUCACAAGAACAGAAGGAGAAGCUGAAGAGCGCUCAGAGAGAGAAGCAGAGUCUGAGCAGUCGUGUCAGGCAGCUGAGUCAAGAGCUUGAGGAGCUGCGCUGCCAACAUCGGAGCACAGUGGAGGAGCUGGCUGUCCGUUCCGAGGAGGCAAAGUGCAUGGCGGCGCGCCUGACGGAGGGAAAGCAAGCACAGGACAAACUAAGCACCGCGGCUCUGAAGCUGGAGAUGCAGACUGCAGAGCUCAAGAGGAACCUUGACCAGGCUGGACAGGACAAAAAGGAUGCAGAAGCCCAGUUGGAGACAUUGCAGGCCAAGCUGGAGGCGUCGUGUUCGGACAACGCCAACAUUCGCCACGAGAGCCAGCUAAUGGUGACGAAUCUCAAACGAUGGAUAGCUGAGCAAAAGGUGUCUAGUGAGAACCUCGCAGAGCAGAUGAAGACCCAAAGCAAAGCUCUGCUCGACGUCACUGAAGAGAAAACACACCUUCAGGAGGCUAAUGACACGUUGAAGGCGGAGGUGAAGCGACUGAAAGACGUGGCGGAGGGGCACGAGAGAGAGAUGGGACGCGUCAAGGCACAACUGAAGGACCUGCGCGCGCUGCAAGACGAGACAAUCCUGGAAAAGGAGACUUGUGUGGCUUUGAAUCUGGGCAGACUGGCCGACAUGCAGAUCAAAUUGGAGCGCAACAUGGACGCCGUCGGACUGCUCAAUCAACAGUUCGGCGCCCUCACUGAGGAGAACAAGCGUUUGCGUCGGCAGCUCGCGGAAGACAAGUCCAAGGAUCACCCAGCAGUGCCCACCCACCUCCUCUCUCCCUUCCACCUCACCCCUCCCCGCUUGAAACAAGCGACAAAGCACACCGACUGCGUCUGAAACCCGAGGUGAGCCCACCAAGCUGGCUACGGUUUGGAUGACGUGGGCGAGACUCUUCUCCCCUCCUCUUCUUUUCCACUCCCCUCUGGACUCAGACCAGGGAGGGAUCGCACCAAAUAAAGCCUGCAGAACACUUUGACCUGUCACGGCUUUUUGACCUCCAGCUGCUCACCGGGGAAUGUGCUCUGUAUGAGGUUAAUGUCCUGCGGGUCAAAGCCGAGUCCCAGGGUGCUUAUCGCCUCAAGGAAGGAAACUGGGUGAACAUAAGAGGGAUUCCCUCAAAGCUUCAAAAACAGCCAGACUCACCUUCCAUCAAUUUGGUUUCCUUUUAGUAUGCGCCUUUUUUAGUGGUUAGAACAUUUUCUAACCACUUAGCAACCAUACAAGACCUCCACCAAGGCCAAAAAGUCUCAAAUAUUGUCACAGAAACCCACCUUCUAUGGCUUUUUUUUUAGUUCUAGGUUGGUUUUUUUUUCAAAUUUUAGUUAGCACCUUUUAUCCAGAACUUGUCCAACAUGUAAUGGGUUCCUGCACUCAAAAGAUAACCAGGAGUAUACUCACAAGAAAAGGGUAAUAAGGUCGUAAUCUUGCAAGAAUAAAGAUGCAAUUUUAACAACA
This is a messenger RNA of Dunckerocampus dactyliophorus (ringed pipefish), 4095 nucleotides long. RefSeq names its product plectin-like. The record is from RefSeq and is a predicted model, not a curated record. Lineage: Eukaryota; Metazoa; Chordata; Actinopteri; Syngnathiformes; Syngnathidae. Gene Ontology annotation, biological process: spermatogenesis. The coding region runs from base 661 to 3477 and encodes 938 amino acids. The transcript is spliced from 22 exons.